AUGGAGCCUCGAAGCAUUAGCUUUGCAGAGUUUCAAUCAUGCCAUUUCCUCGUUGGUAUCGUGCUUGCGUUGUGCUUUACCCUAGUCUCCUCCACCACAAACGAAACCGACAAACUCUCCCUGCUCGCAUUUAAGGAUGGAAUAAUCAGGGAUCCUUUCAGCGUGCUCAGCUCAUGGAAUGAUAGCGUGGGGUUCUGCCAGUGGUAUGGUGUCACAUGUGGUCACAAGCAUCAAAGGGUCACGAUAUUGGACUUGCGUUCGCAGAAACUCUCUGGGUCGAUCUCUCCUCAUAUUGGGAACCUUAGCUUCUUGAGAGAAUUGUGGCUUGCAAACAACAGUUUCGAUCAUGAAAUCCCUCCGCAAAUCAGCCGGUUGAGCCGCCUACGAAUCCUGCGGCUGGACUACAAGUCAUUGGUCGGUGAGAUCCCCGAAAACAUAACAGCUUGCUCUGACCUUGUCAUCCUUGUGCUUCAAUUCAACCAACUAACCGGGAAAGUUCCUACCCAAGUCAGUUUAUUAUCCAAUCUACGGAUUCUUUCUUUGUAUGCAAAUAAUCUUACUGGGAGCAUGCCUUCUGCCAUUGGGAACUUAUCUUCUCUAGAGAGGCUUUAUCUUACGCGAAAUAACUUGGGUGGGAGCAUUCCUCCGGCCCUAGGCCACCUGUCGAAAUUGCAAUACUUCUUUGUGGAAGGAAACAAACUGUCCGGUCAAAUUCCAUUUGGAGUUUUGAAUCUCUCUUCCUUGACUAACUUCGAUAUAGGAGAAAACCAAAUUCGAGGGAGUCUUCCCGCAGACAUAGGCUUUGCACUUCCAAAUCUUCAGUUUUUUAGCAUUACCUCGAACCUAUUUGAGGGACGAGUUCCUCCGUCAAUAUCAAAUUGCACAAAACUAGAAGUACUUCAACUUGCAACAAACAGACUUUCAGGUAAAAUGCCCACUUUGGAAAAUCUGCACGAGCUUCGAUAUUUCAUCAUUUUCGAAAAUCAGCUCGGGCAAGGAAAACCUGAAGACAUGGAUUUCGUUUGCUCACUGACAAACACCACUAAGUUAGAGGUAUUGUCUAUCGCUUACAACAGCUUCAGCGGAGUGCUGCCGGAAUGCGUAGGUAAUUUAUCCACCACCCUUAGAGGGUUUGAUGUGAGUUUUAAUCCAAUGUUUGGAGAAAUUCCUAGACAGAUUGAUAAUCUUCUGAACCUCGAAGUAUUGCAUAUGCGCCAAAACAAUUUAUCAGGUGUUCUCCCCCCAAAUAUGGGGAAUCUACGAAAUUUGUCAAUUCUGAGGUUGUUCGAUAACUACCUGGAAGGGACAAUCCCAUCUUCUCUGGGAAAUCUAACCCAGUUGACUAUACUAAAUUUGAGUGGGAACAAAUUUCAAGGUCAAAUCCCUUCAGAACUGUCUAACUGCCACUUUUUGAACCGGCUCGAUCUUUCUAGUAACAAUUUUAGUAGUACCAUAUCCCCAAAAAUUAUGGGUAUUUCAUCAUUGGCCAUACUUUUGGACUUGUCUCGUAACCGCCUUACUGGAGUUCUACCUGUGGAAGUAGGCAAUUUGACAUUUUUGACCGCAUUGGACAUCUCAAAAAACAUGUUAGGAGGUGAAAUUCCAAAUAGUUUAGGCGAUUGUGUUGCAUUGGUGUGA
Molecule: messenger RNA, 1638 nt
Organism: Rhodamnia argentea
Lineage: Eukaryota; Viridiplantae; Streptophyta; Magnoliopsida; Myrtales; Myrtaceae
Product: LRR receptor-like serine/threonine-protein kinase EFR
Exons: 1
Coding region: 1-1638 (545 amino acids)
Molecular function (GO): protein binding
Source: RefSeq, a predicted model, not a curated record